Guyanagaster necrorhizus is the source of this 1292-nucleotide messenger RNA. RefSeq lists its product as uncharacterized. Lineage: Eukaryota; Fungi; Basidiomycota; Agaricomycetes; Agaricales; Physalacriaceae. The transcript is spliced from 3 exons. Bases 310 to 1110 code for a protein of 266 amino acids. The record is from RefSeq and is a predicted model, not a curated record.
GAUGGUUCCCCGACCUGAUACUCUACCUCAGCUGGAUAUGUAUGUCCUUGAUGCCGUCCGCCAUUCACUGCGCAGCUCGACGCUGACCCUCAAGACACUUCCUUUCCUUUCGGAGAAAUCUCAAAACGCUUAUAUCGAAUGCUCUCUCUCUGCUAAAGACGCCAAGGAGGCGGGUGGCGACGAUUUCUUGACCAUGUAUCUUCAUAUGCUACUCCUUGAGAUGCUUCCCGGAGACACUUCUCUCAAUGCGCGAGACGUAAUUGCUACUAUCCACUUUGAUUCUGAUCCUUAUUCAUUGAACGUUCUCAGAUGAUUGUAGGGAUACUCCGUCACGACGAUACCCUGAGCCUUGUCUUCAGCCAUCUGAUGAAGUCCUACGAGUCAGCGUCCUCGAUUAUCAGCGAGUCUCUGCCAUUGACCGGAGAUUCGUUUGGCAAGGCUUUGAAACGUAUGGUUGCUCAGUGUUCUCUGGACGGCGAGAAGGACGGUGAAUGUCGUAUCGAACAUAUGAAGAAAUGGAUCGAACGUGUCUUUCUACUUCCGGCCAUGGAAGCAAUUGCAGCCUACAACCGUUACGAAUGCCUCAAAAGAAUUUUCCAGAAAGAAUAUGGCGUCAAAUAUGACUCUUCUGUCCACCCUUCUCUCCCAAAACGACCUCUUCCACUCGCGUUAACCAGAAGUGCCAAGCCCAGCCCGCGCGACACGAUGGCGUUUUCUCAGAAUUUCGCCAAAAAGGAGGUUCGUGGACAUGAGAUAGAUGCUCUUCGAGCUUCCCCAGUGGCAAAGACGCCUAACAAGCGACAUCUUUCUAACAUCGCUAAUGAUUCGCGUACCUCGAACAAGCGUCCUCGUAAAAAGCAAUCGUCGUUCCUGAGAUGGAGAGGCGACAUGAAGGAAAACAUACCGCCUACGAUGUCGCAUCGCUCACUUCCCUCACAGAUGCAAGGUUCUUGCACCACUUCAGCCACUACUUCUGGACGGGGCUUCACCCGGCGAGGCGGAUAUUCACCCUCGCCAGUGUUUCCAUUACCAGACACAGAUGUCAAGCCGAUAAUCAAAGCAAACGGGCGACUUUUACUGCCCCGAAGUGCGAAUGUUCUCUCUCUUUGACCUGACAUUGAACGCACCCCAGUUGCGCAUACAUACGCAUACUUUUUACUACUACCAUUACUACUACUAUAUUACUACUACUACUUUUAUUUAUUUUACCUUUGUUUUGUCAUUUGUGCAAUUCUUGAUCAUUCCUCGAAACCGCGUACGCACCAUCAUACAAUUUAUUUAGUGAAGAAUCC